AUGGCAACUUGUUUCAAGAUCUACUGCAUCAACCUGCAAAAAUCAGAUAUAUCUGCAACCCUUGCCACCAUUAAGGAGCUUCGUGCAAUCAAGGACUGCCAUAUAUUCUGGGGCAAUAAAUAUUGCCUUGUGGCAAGCCCAGUGAAGCCGGAUAUACCCAACUCUCUCCCCGUGGAUAGCCGCUUCAUCCGCGACAACAAAGGCGACUUUCUAGAUGCUGCUGCCAAUGCGGAUAAAUCUGAUAAACAGGGUGUCUAUGCUGAAUACAAACGGCUUGCGGCGCGGAAUAUGAUAAGUGAGGCCCUUCAGGAUCGCCAGAAAUUGCACGAGAGAGUGAGCAAAGAUUUCUUCGAAACGAUAAGAGACGGCCUUGUCAACGCGAAGGCAAAUUUUAACGCGCACUCGGAAGGAUCAAUCUAUAUUUUGAGGUCCCUAUCAGGUGAUCUUCUACCUGUCAACGAGGAAUUCUCUGAGACGUCUACGGUAGUCGAUGACGACCCAUAUCCCUACACCGACCCAAUUUCCCCGGGUACCACGGAUUCAGUCAUGUUUAAACCCGAACCCAGCCAUAUAUACCUUAUUUGCGCCGCUAUCCUUUACACUGUAGUGAAUACGCAGGAUAUGAGACAGGACAUGAGGUCUCAGCGCCGAAACCUCGAGGAAAUACAGCUCUGGGAGAAGGAUGAGUGGGCUGCAGAACUUGAGGACCAUGAGACCUUGGAUGCUUUAUUUGUAUCUGGUUACUGCCAAAACCUUCUGCUGUUCAAGCACUGUUAUUUUAGUGCUACUGAUAUAGAGGAACAAUACACAGAGCUGGUCACCGGGAUCAAGAGGAUUCUAGAAACUGGAGAAGAACAGAUUAUGGGCCGGAGGAGCACAAGAUUCACUGCGACACAGAAGCUUAUAAUACUUUGUGCUGGAUUGGGGUGUUAUAUUGCCGCGCCAAAGGUAUUAGAACGCCUCCGGCCUCAAAUACGCGCUAAAGAUAUUGUAUCUCUCGCCCAGUCAUCGCCAUUAUACAAAAAUGUGGAAGAGGAUGUGAUUAAGCGUCUCCUCGAGAUCACCCUCGGCGUCUUCGACCCUAUUAUGGAGAUAAGAUCUGAGGAGUCGGAUGAUCUGCAAAGCCUAGGAGUAUGGGAAGGGCCCGCUACGAUACCUUUACGAUGCAGGCAAGGGAGAUGCUGCCGCGGGUGUAAUCGAGGAUGUGGAAAAGAAAAUAUCCAGCUACCGCCCCAAUACCCCCCGAAUGAGAAAAUGAGCCUACGGGGGUCGAGGAACCUCGCGAGUUUAGGAGAGGUUGAGCAGGAUAGUUUGCGAGGGAAGAAGAGGCCAGGCAUUAGUCAAGAGGGCGUGAUGGAGAAGCGUCAGAGGCUGUAA
Molecule: messenger RNA, 1377 nt
Organism: Arthroderma uncinatum
Lineage: Eukaryota; Fungi; Ascomycota; Eurotiomycetes; Onygenales; Arthrodermataceae
Exons: 3
Coding region: 1-1377 (458 amino acids)
Source: RefSeq, a predicted model, not a curated record